Molecule: messenger RNA, 732 nt
Organism: Metarhizium brunneum ARSEF 3297
Lineage: Eukaryota; Fungi; Ascomycota; Sordariomycetes; Hypocreales; Clavicipitaceae
Source: RefSeq, a predicted model, not a curated record
AUGAAAUCCGCCAUUAUUCUAGCCAGCACCGCCGCCCUGGCGAGCGCCUUGGUCCAGCCGAAGCCCGCCGUCGGCGCCCAGCUACCGUCUGCAAAGGGAGUUGACGAGAGCAGCUACGGCAAACGGACUUCAGACAUCUGCCUCGAAACAGAGGCGAAAGUGGUCAAAAAAGAAGCAACUUUUGAAGAAUGGAAGAAGGUCUGUGGAGCAGAAGGCCUAUGUAACGCCAUGCACAGUGAACCUUUGCUUUGGCGGACAAUCCCAGAGCUUUACGGAUGGGCGUUUGCCCGGGCUUGUCCGCCUUCGCCUGCAGAAUCAGAAGCAGAAGCAGAACCCGCACCAUCUCAGUUGGGCUGUCUUGAAACUGAAGUCAAGGCGAUCAAAAAAGAAGCAUCCUUCGACGAAUGGAAACAAGUCUGCAAAACAGAGGGCCUCUGCAGAGCCUUACAUAACGAGCCUUUACUCUGGCAGACCAUCCCAGAGCUUCGUGGAUGGGCGUUUGCCCAAGCUUGUUCACCUCUAGAACCAUCACCCGCACCAGUUCAGUCCGGCUGUCUUGAAACCGAAGUCAAGGUGAUCAAAAAGGAAGCAUCUUUCGACGAAUGGAAACAAGUGUGCAAGACAGAGGGCCUCUGCAGAGCCUUGCAUAACGAGCCUUUGCUUUGGCAGACAAUUCCAGACCUUGCCGGGUGGGCGAUAUCUCAGGCCUGCUCAUCCGAAAACAGGGCCUAG